Molecule: messenger RNA, 2257 nt
Organism: Oncorhynchus kisutch (coho salmon)
Lineage: Eukaryota; Metazoa; Chordata; Actinopteri; Salmoniformes; Salmonidae
Product: pyridoxal kinase-like
Exons: 11
Coding region: 215-1135 (306 amino acids)
Biological process (GO): pyridoxal 5'-phosphate salvage
Cellular component (GO): cytosol
Molecular function (GO): pyridoxal kinase activity
Source: RefSeq, a predicted model, not a curated record
AUAUAGUUGCCUGCUAUAUUUCAGCCAGUCAGUCUUCUUGAAUCGUCAAUGUUGUGUCGUGUCCUUAUUGUAUCCUACAGUUGAAUACAGCGGAGUUUUCGCAUACGUUCGUGUUGCGUACAGGAUUGUUUGCUUAGUGAGCGUCGUUAGCUCGUGCACGGAACACAUCUUAUUCCACAGCCCUCGUAGCUUCAUUUUUAACUUCAUCCUUGAAAUGGAGUGUCGUGUGUUAUCUAUUCAGAGUCAUGUUGUCAGGGGAUACGUCGGGAAUAAAUCGGCAACAUUUCCAUUGCAGGUGCUUGGGUUCGAAGUGGACUCCAUCAACUCAGUGCAAUUCUCCAAUCACACAGGUUACACUCAUUGGAAAGGGCAAGUGCUGACAGCAGAGGAGCUUAACGUUCUCUAUGAGGGUAUCAAACUCAACAACGUCAACCAUUAUGACUACAUCCUCACGGGGUACACCAGGGACACCUCUUUCUUAGAGACAGUGGUGGACAUUGUUCAAGAGCUGAAGAGGUUGAAUCCCAAACUGGUAUAUGUGUGUGAUCCAGUGAUGGGAGACCAAGGCUCUAUGUAUGUCCCUGAGAAUAUACUGCCUGUUUACAGAGACCAAGUCGUAGCAGUGGCUGAUAUCCUCACACCCAACCAGUUUGAGGCAGAGCUGCUGACAGGGAGGACGAUCAGCACAGAAAAAGACGCUCUUGACGUGAUGGAGCUGCUCCAUCAGAUGGGUCCUGAUACGGUGGUCCUCACCAGCACAGACCUGACCUCUCCUCAUGGGGACCAGUUCCUGGUGGCCCUUGGGAGCCAGAAAAUGGUUAGGACAGAUGGGAGCAAGUCCACCCAGAAGAUUCGUAUUGAGAUGCCCAAGGUGGAUGCAGUGUUUGUGGGCACGGGGGACCUGUUCACUGCCAUGCUCCUUGCCUGGAGCCACCACCACCCCAAUGACCUGAAGGCUGCCUGUGAGAAGACUGUCUCAGUCCUGCACCAUGUUAUCAAGAGGACCAUCACCUAUGCCAACGAGAUGGCCGGCCCUGGUAAGAGACCCAACCCUGCUCAGUUGGAGCUGAGGAUGGUCCAGAGCAAAAAAGACAUUGAGGACCCGGACAUCGUAGUGGAGGCCACCAUCUUAUAAUACCCAACCCCUCAUAAAUAGACAUAUAGGACUUUUACAUCAUGAGGUGUCAUCUUGCCUUAUAGGAUCUUGUAGAGAGCACUGUUUUCAUGAUGGACAUCAGACUAUUUGACCUGCACACCAGACACACACACACAUUUACUUAGUCACUUCCAUGUGUCUUUACUAUGACCUGAGCAUUGUCACCCAUUUGAAAACAUAUAGAUGGUCUUAGAGCAGGGUUGUUUAACUUUUCUCAGCUUGAGAUCCAGUUGAGAAAUUGACCGUCCUUCCGUGACCCAAUUAAUCCUCUAACGACCCAAAUUAAGAAUAGUGUGUGAUUUUAUAGAUGUAUUCUCAUAACUCACAACUCACCUCUCACAUUACCCAGGGCCUACUUUGGGUCCCGACCCAUAGUUUCAGAAACCCUAUCUUAGAGGAACACACACAGGUUGUGGAUAUUACCAUACAUCAGAAUAGUGAAGUGACUGUAUGGAUACCUGAUUGGCCCUCAAUACGGCAUAGGUAUUUGCCGUAUUGAGUUGGUGAUACAUCAUAGGCUUUUAUCAGAUCCAGUGACGCAUUAUAUUUGUGCUACCAUGAAGCAUGUUAUGCAGUACUAAUCCGUGCACGUUUGAUCAUCAGAUUUUCAAUUGUCCAUUUAAAAAAUAUAUUUUAGGCAAAAAGUAUAAUAUUUCAUAGAUUGACAAUUGUACGUUUUUGUUUUCAUUCUUUUUAUGAUGUGAAUGAUUCAUACAUGUAUUGGACUAUUCAUGUACUUUGUCCUAAUAAUAAUGCUUGUCAUUCUUAAAUGUCUUACACAUUUCUAACUGAGGUAACAAUAUUUGCACAGAUAAUCAUGAUAAACAUGUCUGUUAUUAAUGUUAAUCAUUGAAUGCUUUUCAUGGUCUUGAUUGUCUUACUAUUUUCAUAUCGUUACUAGAACACAGGCCUGUGAUGGUAUGAAAAAGUACAAUUUGGCCUUAGCGGAGUCGUUUAGAGGAAUACCGUCGUUGAAUGUUUUGUAUCUAUGCCUGCAAAGGUAAUUAAAUAAAUAUUUAUUAUACAAUGUUAGAAAGAUAAGUGCCAAAGCUGAAGCUCUGAUAAAUGAGGAGGAAUAAUAAAAUAUUUUAAUUAAACCCA